This is a messenger RNA of Fusarium fujikuroi IMI 58289, 264 nucleotides long. RefSeq lists its product as uncharacterized. The record is from RefSeq and is a predicted model, not a curated record. NCBI's taxonomy places the organism in Eukaryota, Fungi, Ascomycota, Sordariomycetes, Hypocreales, Nectriaceae. The coding region runs from base 1 to 264 and encodes 87 amino acids. The transcript has 2 exons.
AUGGCUGCUCGGGUGAUUCAGCCUCAUUUCACUCAGAAAAGGAGUCAAACGGCACUUGUUGAGCGUAUGAGGGGCUCUGAUUCCAUCGCCGCGAGCCGGAUUGCGGGAACAAGAAGACGUAGAAAAAUCCACUGCGAACCACUUGGUGACAUGCACCAGUUGCAGAGGCCCGGCCUUCAAUCCUCGGAUGGCAAAGAUCUCUCCCACGGUGCCGUUUCGGAGAGUGGAUGUCGAGAGUGCAACCAACGGGAACGAGGCUGUUAA